AUGCUAAACAAAACUGCGAUUCCCCCUUUGCGUCCCUCCUUAUCCUCGCCCCUGCCCCUACCCGCCGCCUUCCCCUCACGAACCUACAAAAAACACGCCUUUGACAACUGUUCAAACCCAAUUGACAAUGGAAAUACUGUCAACAUUCUCUAUCGGUGUUCAUUCAGAGAUCCUAUCAAUACGGCGGUGCCUAAGGGCGUGAAUCUUUCUGAGAUGAAUAUUUGGUUGCCACAGAUGCCAGUCACUAAUCGCUCCUUUGCCGCCACCGCUUCCACCUCGCUGGCCUUCAGACGCGCUCGGCUGCCAUCAGUGGCACGACAACCCCGCGGCCCCGCCAAGCGAUCGGCGGGUCGAGUGGAGGGUGAGACGUUCACCCUGCUGAUAAACGAGUUUGCCUGGUCAACGGGAACGCCAAGCUUCCAGAAAGAUCGACCCGUUUACUUCACAGGUUGGCCUAAGCACUCAUUCACACUGACUGUUGAACCUGCAAAACUGGCAUUAUAG
Echinococcus granulosus is the source of this 504-nucleotide messenger RNA. RefSeq lists its product as hypothetical. NCBI's taxonomy places the organism in Eukaryota, Metazoa, Platyhelminthes, Cestoda, Cyclophyllidea, Taeniidae. The record is from RefSeq and is a predicted model, not a curated record. Bases 1 to 504 code for a protein of 167 amino acids. The transcript is spliced from 2 exons.